Cololabis saira (Pacific saury) is the source of this 649-nucleotide messenger RNA. It is a transcript of the gene manf, whose product is annotated as mesencephalic astrocyte-derived neurotrophic factor. Gene Ontology annotation, cellular component: endoplasmic reticulum. Gene Ontology annotation, biological process: neuron projection development; dopaminergic neuron differentiation. The transcript is spliced from 4 exons. Lineage: Eukaryota; Metazoa; Chordata; Actinopteri; Beloniformes; Belonidae. The coding region runs from base 70 to 609 and encodes 179 amino acids. The record is from RefSeq and is a predicted model, not a curated record.
GCGGGAUCCUAGCGGGCUCCCGGGUCCUAGCGCGGGUCGUGUGCGGGUCUGAUCGGGUCCAGAGCAGAGAUGUGGACGCUCGUGGUUCUGGUGGUGUCGGCGGUUCUAGCGCUGGUUCCCGGGCCCGUCCGGGGCCUGAAGGACGGGGAGUGUGAAGUCUGCGUGACGUUCCUGGGGAAGUUCUACCAGACGCUGAAGGACGACAACAACUUCAAACCGGCCGACAUCGAGAAGGCGCUGGAGCGGAGCUGCAAGGAUGCUAAAGGGAAGGAGAACCGCUUCUGCUACUACAUCGGCGGCACCAGCGACGCGGCCACCAAGAUCAUCAACGAGGUGUCGCGGCCGCUCAGCCACCACGUCCCCGUGGACAAGAUCUGUGAGAAGCUGAGGAAGAAGGACGGCCAGAUCUGCGAGCUGCGCUACGACAAGCAGCUGGACCUGACGUCGGUGGACCUGAAGAAGCUGAAGGUGAAGGACCUGAAGAAGAUCCUGGAGGACUGGGGCGAGUCCUGCAAGGGCUGCGCCGAGAAGUCCGACUUCAUCCGCAAGAUCACCGAGCUGAUGCCCACGUACGCGCCGGCGGCGGCGCGGGCCCGGACGGACCUGUGAGGGGGGACCGGGGGGGGCCCGGGGGUCCUGGUCCGGGGGU